AUUCCUCGACCAUUCUCUCCCAUGGUUAAUGAAAAUUUCUGUCUGAAACAUCCACUAGCGAGCUAGCCAAAUCUUUGAAAGCAUGUCGUCCCUCAUUUCUCAACUGUGGGGUGAUGAAAUUUUUGACCCUUUCCUUUCAAUGGUUAACAAAUGUCCAGUCCUUAACAUCCCAACCGAUUGGAAAGAGACCCCAGAAGCCCAUAUCUUCAUAUCUGAUCUUCCUGGUCUCAAGAAAGAGGAAGUGAAGGUAGAGGUUGAUGAAGGGAGGGUGCUUCAGAUAAGUGGAGAAAGACCUCCUGUGGACAAAGAUGGGGAAAAUGAAAAGUGGCAUAGGGUUGAACGUUGCCGUGGGAAGUUCCUGAGGAGGUUUAGGUUGCCGGAAAAUGCUAAGACUGAUCAAGUGAAGGCUUCCAUGGAGAGUGGAGUGCUUGUUGUCACUGUGCCUAAAGAGAAGGUCAAGAAACCAGAGAAGAAGGUGAUUGAGAUCAAGUGAAUUUCCAUGCCUAAGCUCAACAUAGUGUGUGUAUAUCAUAUAUAAAAUGCAUGC
Hevea brasiliensis (rubber tree) is the source of this 547-nucleotide messenger RNA. RefSeq names its product class I heat shock protein. The transcript has a single exon. The record is from RefSeq and is a predicted model, not a curated record. Gene Ontology annotation, biological process: protein complex oligomerization; response to heat; response to hydrogen peroxide. The coding region runs from base 83 to 493 and encodes 136 amino acids. Lineage: Eukaryota; Viridiplantae; Streptophyta; Magnoliopsida; Malpighiales; Euphorbiaceae.